AUGAUUAAAUUUGAUGAUCCUGAACAAUAUCGUUCUUUACCUUCAAUAAUAUUACAAAAUAAAACUAUACUUUUUUCUAAUUUACCUGAUAUUUAUGCAUUUCAUGCAACAUCAUUUCUUCGUGAUCUUCAACAAAUUUAUAAUGAUUCAUUAUUAAUUAAUACAUAUUCAAUUGGAAGUGCUAUCGCUUCAUGUUUUAUUAAACGAAAAUCAAAUUUUAAAUUAUAUGAACAAUAUGUUCUUAAUAAAUCUCAAUCUGAACAUAUAUGGGAACAAUAUUGUUGUGGACAUUCAUUUUUUACAGUAAAUUUAUAUUGAAAAUUUUG
Molecule: messenger RNA, 326 nt
Organism: Rotaria sordida
Lineage: Eukaryota; Metazoa; Rotifera; Eurotatoria; Philodinida; Philodinidae
Source: the annotation of a GenBank genome assembly